Planococcus citri (citrus mealybug) is the source of this 1608-nucleotide messenger RNA. RefSeq names its product general transcription factor IIH subunit 2 Ssl1 (gene Ssl1). Gene Ontology annotation, cellular component: transcription factor TFIIH holo complex; transcription factor TFIIH core complex. The record is from RefSeq and is a predicted model, not a curated record. Gene Ontology annotation, biological process: nucleotide-excision repair; regulation of transcription by RNA polymerase II; DNA-templated transcription. NCBI's taxonomy places the organism in Eukaryota, Metazoa, Arthropoda, Insecta, Hemiptera, Pseudococcidae. Gene Ontology annotation, molecular function: zinc ion binding. The transcript is spliced from 6 exons. Bases 259 to 1425 code for a protein of 388 amino acids.
CACUUGCGCUCUGGCACUUGGCACCGGUCGCCGGAAACGAAAGCCGGAGAAUUGCCGGUAGAUUCGAUAACAAUUUCGUCAGUGUGGUGAUUUUUAUGCCGUUAAUCUCGGAAUUUUGAAAAGAAUUCUGGACUCUGAAGAAUUGUUACUCACACCGAAGAUACCGAUGUCGAACCUGAAGACCUGAGUCCCAACGUGAGAUCAAGGAUUACACUCGUUAGUACUUUUUUGAUCGAAUUUCUAUCUCAUCCAUCAAUCAUGACCGUAGAAAUGAACGAUAUCAAAGAAUAUCGCUGGGAAACCGGCUACGAGAAGUCCUGGGAAGAAAUCAAAGAAAAUGAAAGAGGUUUGGGUUUAUCGGUGCUCUCCGAGUCGCUUUCCUUAUUGGAACAAAAAAAGAAGAAAGUGGUUGUCGAGAAGGUGGUCAGAUUGGGAAUGAUGAGACAUUUAAACAUCAUAAUCGAUUUCUCAGAUUCCAUGCUCGAUCAAGAUUUAAAACCAACACGACAGAUUUGCACUUUGAAACUCGUGAAUAAAUUCAUUCAAGAAUUCUUGGAACAAAAUCCUAUCAGUCAAUUGGGUAUUGUAGCUACUCGUAACAAAAGAGCUGAAAAAAUUUCAGAUUUGUCCGGUAACGCUAAGAAACAUCUGCAAAGUCUGGAACCUUGUAAUAGUCAUACAUACUGCGUUGGAGAAUCUUCGUUACAGAAUGCAUUAGAAUUAGCUCUCGGUUCGAUGAAAAUGUUACCUUCGCAUACGAGUCGAGAGAUAUUGGUGAUUUUUGGCAGUCUGACGACAUGUGAUCCUGGCAACGUUAUUGAUACCAUAAAGACUUUAAAAAACAACGGAAUUAAAUGCUCGGUGAUCGGUUUAUGUGCAGAAGUUUAUGUUUUACGUCAUUUAUGUAACGAAACCUCAGGACAAUACCAUAUCGUAUUAGAUGAUACUCAUUUUCAAGAAUUACUAAUGGGUCACGUAAAACCACGAUCUGUUAAUAAAGAUUGCGAAGCAACGUGUGUCAAAAUGGGAUUCCCUCAUCACUUGGAACGAUUACCAGCUAUCACUUAUUGUCUAUGUCACCUGAAUGAAACAAAAAUUCCAAACAAAACCGGCUACUUUUGCCCUCAAUGUAAUAGUAAAUAUUGCGAACUACCAGUCGAAUGUAAAACCUGUGGUAUAACGUUGGUUACCUCCGCUCAUCUUGUACGUCCAUUACAUCAUUUAAUUCCUAUACAUCCGUUCAGAGAGAUCGAAAAUUCACCCAAUACCAAUGCCCAAUGUUACGGCUGCAUGACCAAAUUGCAGCAAAGUACCGAACAGAUCAGUGUUUGCAACGAAUGCAAAAAUAUGUUCUGCCCAGAUUGUGAUAAUUUCAUUCAUAAUUCGUUACACGUAUGUCCUGGAUGUGCUGUAGCGUCGAAAUGAAAUGUUAAUCGGUUUCUUCUACGUACCAUCAAUCUUCUAUCUGCGAUAAUGAAUAAUCCGUUUCAAUGGAUCGAAUAAUUUGCUCAGGAUUUCAUAAAAUAUAUCACGAAUGCUUUAAAAGUAAACUCGUUUAUUUUUGUAAAAUGUUAAAAAAACUAUAUUAUAAUUUACAGUUGCCCUUGA